This is a messenger RNA of Drosophila miranda, 1182 nucleotides long. RefSeq lists its product as uncharacterized. Lineage: Eukaryota; Metazoa; Arthropoda; Insecta; Diptera; Drosophilidae. The record is from RefSeq and is a predicted model, not a curated record. The coding region runs from base 68 to 808 and encodes 246 amino acids. The transcript is spliced from 4 exons.
UCUCGCUGUUGGUCACACUGGUGUUUACAUUUGGUGGUAGCGAUAAACUAGAAGAAAAAAAACCGAAAUGGACCCGACCGUGUUAAUCCUGUCUUAUGGAUCGAAGACUCCCUUGGAAAUUGCCGAAGGCAUCCUGACUGAAAUGGAUCAACCAAAGACACCGAUAAACAACGAAGUUUCUUCACAUUUCUAUAAAUGCAAGAUUAAAACGAAAUACUUCAACACUUCAGUCAAUUUAAUUCCUUUCGAUGGAAAGUGGGAAAAUGUUCCGACAGAAAUCACCAAAACCACGGAAGCUGUAAUAGUCUUUUUUGACGCCAACGAUAUGAACUUCUUGCACACUUUCUCAGAUACUUUCUUAAGUGAUUGUCCAUUGAAACUCGGCUUUCUUUUGACAACUUCGUUUCCCUGCGAGGAAAACGGCAUAUCCCUGUCAGACCUAAAGAAACGCACGAAUUUCAUUUUCGACUUUAUAUCUCUGAAAAGCAAUAGCGAAACCGAAACCGAAUCGAUGGCGACAUCGACAUCGACGCCUGGUCAGACAGAGGAUCAAUAUCAGGAAAUUGUGGAUGGCUUGAGAAAUGUUGUUUGGUCAAAUGUAGAGAUAAGCACGAAAUCGGGCUCCCAGCAGAAGAAAUCAUUAAGCUCCGAAGAUUUGGACACGCAAUUGAAUGAUUUCGAGAACCUUCUGAUUACUGCGCAAAGUUUACGCAGUGAUACCCGUUUAACGAGAGACGAGUUCCUCGACAAAGCGGAGGAGUUGGCCGGCGUAAUGUCCAACAUAUUAAAUGAUAAUGAUAGCGACUAAGCUUGUCUAACGUAUCGUUAGCAAACAUAUCGUAUUCUUUCGCAACAAAAUACAAUACACAUUAUACACAUGCUAAAAUCUUGCUAAGGAUACGAGUAUUUAUGAUUUAAUGAGCAUUUAUUCCACAACGCUUCCCUUGCAUCGGCAGCAUAAGGGAAGGCUAGGUUAAUGGAAUAUCGGAGACUUGUCCAGCAGAUGUCGACUAAUACACAUAUUAUCGUUAUAGAUACCAAUGUAUCAAAGACCUUCAGACUUUUAUAUGCAAAUCUACAAGUAAUAUUCUAUUCGUUUUAUUGGAUUGCUUUUUCAGACGGCUCUUAAGUUGAACAGCUGUGUUUUUUUUAAUAAAUACAGUUUGGUUACUUCAUAAAAGA